AUGAACAUCGAUCAAAGUAAUCAACCGAUAUCGUUAAAAUUAAAAUUAAUCGAUACUAUACACACGGGUUUAUCAACAUUAAAUUUUCAUUCGGCAUCAAUCGAUACGAUAAACGAUCGAUGGAUAUUGAAUGGAACACUUCCAUAUUAUUCUCUUCACGGAAAAUAUAAAGGAAAUGGAAAACUUCUUUUGCUCCCUAUAAUCGGUGAGGGAAAUGCUAAUUUUACAUAUUUGGAUACAAAAGUCGAUUUCGUCAUGGAUGGACGUAGAAAAAAAGAAAAAGGAGAAAUUAUUAUAUUUAAUUUAAUUAAAUUAAAAGUUUAUUUCACUUUCGACAAAUGUUUCGUAACGAUAACGAAUUUAUUUAGCGGAAACAAACAAUUAAGUGAUGCCGUUAAUCAUUUUAUCGGAAAUAAUUCGAAAGAAGUUAUGAACGGUGUUAAAUCAUCUUUGGAAAAAAUUUAUUCCUCUUUAUAUUAUAAUAUGAUAAAUAAAUUAAUAUCGGACGUACCUUAUACGGAAAUUUUUAAAAACGCGUAA
Molecule: messenger RNA, 540 nt
Organism: Pediculus humanus corporis (human body louse)
Lineage: Eukaryota; Metazoa; Arthropoda; Insecta; Psocodea; Pediculidae
Exons: 3
Coding region: 1-540 (179 amino acids)
Source: RefSeq, a predicted model, not a curated record